Messenger RNA from Funneliformis geosporum, 1149 nucleotides. Lineage: Eukaryota; Fungi; Glomeromycota; Glomeromycetes; Glomerales; Glomeraceae. The record is from the annotation of a GenBank genome assembly.
AUGAAUCUAAAUCCGGUUCACUGUAUUAUUGAUGGGCUAAGCGAAAUUCAUAAUAGUGGAUAUAUUCAUAAAGAUUUUCAUUUGGGCAAUAUAUUAAGUGGUGAUGGUGGCUACAUUUCCGAUUUAGGUUUAUGUAGGCCUGCAAAUGAGGGUAAUCAAAAAGAACUUUAUGGAGUGUUACCUUAUGUCGCUCCAGAGGUUUUAAGAGGUAAACCUUACACUCAAGCAGCUGAUAUUUAUUCAUUCGGAAUAUGUUUAUAUGAAAUCGUUCAAGCAAUAGAACCAUAUCCUGGUUUUAAGCAUGACCUAUUUCUUAGUUUUAAAAUAUGUCGGGGACUUAGACCAACAUUUUUAAAUAAUUUUAAGGUACCACCCUUAGUUAAACAAUUAAUUGACCGUUGUUUAAAAGAAGAUCCAUCAGAACGUCCUACAGCCAAUGAAUUGACUGAUAUAUUCAUGAGAUGGUAUCGAUCAGAUAAUAACGCUGAAUAUCGUAAGCAAUGCAAAGAAGCAGAUGAUCACAAUAGUUUAUAUUUCAAAUCAGUAAUGAAUACUCCAAAUGCCUCAACAAAUAAACUUACCAAAAAUCCUUCCGAAUUCUCAGGUAUUGAUUUUACAAAUUAUAAAUCAGAAAGUUCAGAUUUAACAAAGAAUGAUAUUGAAUGCUCAGAUUCCUUGAGUAUAGAUUCUGAGACUGAUCAUAAAUUUUCAGGAUCCUUAAAUGUAGAUAUUACAAAGAACAUCUAUGAAUUUUCAGGUAUUGGUUUUGCGAAUAACGAACCAAAAAAUUCAGAACCUUUAAAUAAAAAUUUAACAAAGAAUAGUAUCGAACGCCCAAAUUUAACAAAUAAGGGUACUACCUAUUUAGAUAAUUAUACUUUAAUAGAUAUUAAAUUAAUUUCUUUUAAAUAUAUUAAAAUUCUAGAAAACCUGGACAUGAAUUUUCAAAAAAAUGAUUCUGAGUAUUCAGAAUCUUUAGAUAUAGAUUUUACAAUAAUUAAUUCUGAAAAUUUAGAAUCAUCAAAUGAAGAAUUUAGCGGCGAUAGUUCCGAAAGUCUAGAUUUUACAAGAAUUGACUUUAAUGAUCAGGCCGUAAUACCGCAACAGUUGAGGGCCAUUUCUAAUUGCAAAGCAACAUUUUCAAAUUAA